Molecule: messenger RNA, 752 nt
Organism: Nothobranchius furzeri (turquoise killifish)
Lineage: Eukaryota; Metazoa; Chordata; Actinopteri; Cyprinodontiformes; Nothobranchiidae
Gene: atp5f1d
Product: ATP synthase F1 subunit delta
Biological process (GO): proton motive force-driven ATP synthesis
Molecular function (GO): proton-transporting ATP synthase activity, rotational mechanism
Source: RefSeq, a predicted model, not a curated record
CCAACUUCCUUAGCGCCGCCGCAAAGCCUGCUGGGUAGCCUCACAACGUCCUUGUCCUCAGCGCACACCGACUGCCUGUUCACGCCGGGGUUUGGGAGUCCGUCUUUCACUAGUACUUGAGCCCAUUAAAACUUUCAGACAUGCUGGCAGCCAGACUUUUCCGCCGGGCUCUCCCUGUGCUGAGGCAGGCUCGCUCUUAUGCCGACGCCGCCUCCGGUGCCCCGCAAAUGUCCUUCACUUUUGCCUCUCCGACGCAGGUGUUCUUCAGAGAGGCCAGUGUGAAGCAGGUGGAUGUGCCAACGCUGACUGGUGUGUUCGGUAUCCUUCCUGCCCACGUGCCCACCCUGCAGGUGCUCAGGCCCGGCGUUGUCACAGUCUUUAAUGAUGAUGGCUCCUCUGCUAAAUACUUUGUGAGCAGUGGGUCAGUAACAGUCAAUGCUGAUUCUUCAGUACAGCUGCUGGCUGAGGAGGCCGUUCCCCUAGAUCAGCUGGACGUUACAGCAGCCAGGGCCAACCUGGAGAAGGCCCAGUCUGAGUUGGUCGGUACAGCCGACGAGGCAGUGAGGGCAGAAGUUCAGAUCAGCAUAGAGGCCAACGAGGCCAUCGUCAAGGCUCUGGAGUAACCCUUUGGUCAUUUGUUCUGUUGCUUUGAAGAAAAUCGACUGUCCCCAGCUCAGGCAUGUUGGUGUCCAGCUGUUUCCAUUCUUUCUUUGUACAGUGGAUAAACUUAUCAAUAAAUUUAUUUGGAAUUA